CAAGGCGGCGGGACAAAAGCACCCCACGCGCCAAACCGCCUAGUGGGAAAGGGCCAGCCAAAAUAUCGGGAAUGGUUGCGAGAUACUUGAGAUAGUGUGGUUGUUGCAACAUCCGCAUUUUGAUCAAGACUAUGGGUAUCCCAUCGUGUACACAAGUAUAAGUCAACAAUUACAUUUUCUUGCCCCCCAUUACAGACACCGCUCUGCUAGCUAGGUCUGGGCUACCCCGCGUCCAGUUCCUAUAUCGACCGAUAUCCACGAGCGAGCCAGGCCAGGAUGCCGCGAGCGUCUACAAGAUCGACGCGGACUAGCUCCGCGGCGGUCUCGAACAAGUCUUCGAGUACAGCCUUGAACCCGCGCACCUCGGUAGCGUCGCGCGCAUCCAUCGUCGACUUCCCCGACGAGGCACCAGAUAAUGAGCUCAGACCACAGAUCGCGUCGGUGUUCCGCGAGGCCCAGCGCACAACAGUAUCCCACCGGAAGCUGACGGUGACGCUCCGCAAGAUCCAGGAGGCGUGUUGCUACGAGCCGACGAGCGCCAAGAAGUCGUCGGUCGCUUCCGAUUUCGACGAGGAGGACUUCAACACGGAAUUUUCACGAUGCGUUCUGCGCGUCAUGCCGGUGAAGAAGACGGAGAGCGCGGGCGAGAAGAUGGUGCGAUUUAUCGCCCUAUUCCUGCAGCACUCGAUAGAAAAGGAUAACGAGCUCCUCGGCGAGCUGGACGACGAGGCCAGCACAAUGCCCGAGACGCCCGGCACCAGGCUGACGGCGCACCUUAUGGAGGUGAUCUUGCCGCUGCUCACGGCCAAGGACAAGUUCGUGCGCUACCGGUCCACUCAGUUGAUCUCCCAGAUCAUCAACUCGCUCGAGGCGAUCGACGACGACCUGUUCCAGAAACUGCGGUACGGGCUUCUCAAGCGAAUUCGCGACAAGGAAGCCAUGGUCCGCGCUCAGGCCGUCCUGGGGCUUGGUCGCCUCGCCGGCAACCAGGCUGAGGCCGAGCCCAACUCGGACGACAGCGAUGACGGCUCGAGCCAAGACCUUCUGGCCAAGCUGCUCGAGGUUCUUCAGAACGACCCGAGCGCCGAGGUGCGCCGGUCGCUGCUGGUCAACCUGCCCAUACUGCCCAACACCCUACCAUUUUUGCUAGAGCGGGCGAGGGACCAGGAUGCGCUGACCCGGCGCGCCGUCUACUCGCGGCUGCUGCCGGCACUGGGCGACUUCCGCCAUCUGUCUCUCUCGAUGAGGGAAAAGCUGCUUAGGUGGGGGCUCCGCGACAGAGACGAGAACGUCCGCAAGGCCGCCGGUCGCCUCUUUAGAGAGCGCUGGAUCGAGGACUGUGUGGGUCCCCAGGAGCCAGCCGAGGAUGGCCAGCCUCCUGAGCCCGCCGCUCCCAGCUUUGAUGGGCUGCUAGAGCUGCUUGAGCGCAUUGAUGUUGUCAACUCGGGUGUCGAAAACGGGGUCGCACUCGAGGCGAUGCGCGGCUUCUGGGAGGGCCGACCUGACUACAGGGAGGCCGCGCGCUUCGACGACCACUUUUGGGAGACGCUCUCGGCCGAGGCGGUCUUUAUGGCGCGCAGUUUCAACCAGUUCUGUCGGACAGAGGGUAAUGGCAGGUACGAGGCGCUGGUGGAGGAGAAGCUUCCCGAGGUUACGAAACUCGCCUUCUACCUCGAGCGCUACGUCAAGGUGCUGAUCGACGCCAUUAAGCGGAUUGAGGAGAAGGAGGUGGACGAGGACGAGGAGGAGGAGGACACGGUCGAGCAGGAGUUUAUUGUGGAGCAGCUGCUGCACAUCGCCCUCACGCUCGACUAUUCGGACGAGGUCGGUCGUAGGAAGAUGUUCGCCCUCCUCCGCCAGACUCUCUCGAUCCCCGAGCUGCCCGACGAGGUCACCAAGCUCACGGUCGACGUUCUGCGCGAUAUCUGCGCGCCAGACGCCGCCGGCGAGCGCGAGUUUUGCAGCGUGGUCCUCGAGGCGGUCGCCGACGUGCACGAUACGAUCACCGAUGGAGACGGCGGCGAUGGCGAGGAGAGCUUUCACUCAGCACGUUCCGAAGUCAGCCGCGCAAGCACGCCCACCCAGAACGGCAUGGCGGACAAGGACGCUGGUCUGUCGGAGGAGGAGAAGCAGGAGAAGCUCGUGAAGGAGCUCCUGAUCAAUAUGAAGUGCCUGCACAUUGUGCAGUGCAUGCUCACAAACGUCUCGGGGAGCCUGCAGGCCAACGACCAUCUCGUCUCGAUGCUUAACAAUCUCGUGGUGCCCGCGGUCCGUAGCCAGGAGGUCCCCGUCCGAGAGCGCGGCCUAGUGUGUCUCGGCCUAUGCUCGCUCCUCGACCGGUCGCUCGCCGAGGAGAACCUGGCUCUGUUCAUGGCCUUUUACAACAAGGGGCACGCAGAGCUUCAAAUCACAGCCCUCCAAAUCCUGACCGACAUCCUCAACGUACACGGGGCCCAGCUCCUUUCGGCCUCGCCCCCGCUCCAGAAGGUCUACGUCAAGGCGCUGAGGCACAAGUCUCACGAGGUCCAGGCCGCGGCCACCAUCGCCGUCUCCAAGCUGCUGCUGGGCCGCGUGGUGACGGAUCCGGACACGUCGUCGGAACUGCUGAAAACGCUCGUCAUCGCCUACUUUGAGCCAGCCAGCUCGGGCAACCAGAGCGUGCGGCAGGCCCUCAACUACUUCCUGCCCGUGUUCUGCUACUCCCGGUCAGAGAACCAGGACCUUAUGCAGUCAGUCGCUUUGGACGCUCUUCACUAUCUCUUCAACGUGCGCGAGGGCUUCGAGGACGACGAGGCCGACAUCGACGACGAGAUGGUCAGUCUCAGCACUAUCGGCGCGUGCCUGGUGGACUGGACCGACCCCCGCAAGUGCUACUCGCCGGGCAUCCCCAGCGACGCCGAGAAGAAGAACGUGAAGGGAGACAUCCACCUCGAUUUUGUUCACGCCAUUCUGGACAAGCUGAACACCAGCAUUCCAAAGGAGCUGAAGAAGGUGGUGGCUGCCCUCCUCAGCAAGCUCUACAUCUCGCCGACGUCGACGGAAGAAAAAGUCAGGGAGACGUACGCCGAGGUCGCCGAGGCGGUCGAGGGCAACCUCGUGUCGGACACGACGGGGCGGAACGCGCUGUACAAGAUCCACGUAUCGCUCGGCAAGAUUGUCAACAGCCUGGACCAGCAACUACAGCAGCAGCAACUGGACGGCUACGGCAGGAGGAGUGUCAGCAGGUCCACGUCCGUCAGCCUCGAGGACAGGACCGUCGUGCCAGAGGAGAGGACGGUGGUCAUGGAUUCGGGCAUUAAAGAAGAGGAGGAGGAGGAUGAGGAUGAGGAUGGGGGAGAUGGCAGCAGCUCGGGGACCAUCGUCCAGAAACGACAGAUGGACGAGUCACUCGUUGACGAACUGCUCAGCGAAGGGGAGAGUGAGGCAUGAUGUGAUUGCUGAUAAUGGCCAUGUUAUCUCGGGAGGUGUCUUGAGCGAAGGGGGUGGUUUGGUAUGGUUCUCUUGGGGGCUGGGCAGGCAUGCUGGAUUUUGUUACGAAGCGAGGUAGCCUGGAUAUGGGAAGAUAUAAUGUCGGGAAUGAACUUGAAAGGAUACCUGUAAGCAAGUGUUUGCGUGCUCUGAUUGCGGCUUGGUUCCACGCGAAGCCACAGCCGCGGUUGAUUUUAGAUACCUAUACAAGCCAUUGCACCUCUCUUUCGGAACCCCCUAAAAAUAGAAACAUAACGCUUCCAUUUACGCCCAUCCAUCAAUGAUAUCUCCAUGCCAAAUCUAUAAAU
This is a messenger RNA of Gaeumannomyces tritici R3-111a-1, 3776 nucleotides long. RefSeq lists its product as hypothetical. NCBI's taxonomy places the organism in Eukaryota, Fungi, Ascomycota, Sordariomycetes, Magnaporthales, Magnaporthaceae. The coding region runs from base 277 to 3429 and encodes 1050 amino acids. The transcript is spliced from 2 exons. Gene Ontology annotation, biological process: mitotic chromosome condensation. The record is from RefSeq and is a predicted model, not a curated record. Gene Ontology annotation, cellular component: condensin complex; condensed chromosome.